Molecule: messenger RNA, 1905 nt
Organism: Magallana angulata
Lineage: Eukaryota; Metazoa; Mollusca; Bivalvia; Ostreida; Ostreidae
Exons: 5
Coding region: 28-1473 (481 amino acids)
Biological process (GO): double-strand break repair via homologous recombination
Cellular component (GO): chromosome; cytoplasm; nucleus
Molecular function (GO): four-way junction helicase activity; nucleic acid binding; 3'-5' DNA helicase activity
Source: RefSeq, a predicted model, not a curated record
UAAAAGGUCAUUCAGAAGUACAAUUUUAUGUUUGACCAGAACAUCUCAAACCUAAAACCUCUACAACAAAAGUCUUUGGAUGGUCUGAUGCGGCAAGAUGUAGUAGCCAUUUUACCAACAGGAUAUGGAAAAAGCUUGAUCUAUGAGCUACUACCAUUCUGGCAUUUCGAAGAGACGGGAAAACCUGCAAUUGUUCUUGUUCUAGAACCAUUGAAUGUAAUAAUUGAACAGCAAAUGCAGAAGUUGAAAGAAGUUUCUUUCUUUAUAGGCAACAGUCCACAUUCUGAAUUUGAUAAGGACAAAACCAUGUUUCUAUUUGCACACCCAGAAGCUGUUAUUGGUAAACCAGAAGUCUUCAAAUUCUUGCAAAGUCAAUCCACUUACAUGUAUGUAGCAGUUGACGAGGCUCAUUGUAUUUUGGACUGGGGACAUGAGUUUCGACCCAUCUUCCGUGACAUUAAACAAUUACGUGCUGUGAGGCCAGAUGCUAGGUUUUUAGCCUUGUCAGCAACUGUGUCAAUUAAUGGAAUAAGUGACAUCACAAAAUUCCUUGGUAUGGAAAACCCGCAAAUCAUUAAAACAUCACCAUUAAGAAGCAAUAUAUCUUUGAUUGUUCUUCCCAGACCAGGUAGAAAAGUUUCUACACAUGCCUCAUAUGACUAUGUAUUUGAAAAUAUAUUUGGUGACCUCAAAAAAAGGAAAGAGAAUUAUCCUGUCACUCUGAUAUACUGUGUUGGAAUCAACUGGGUUGGAUAUGGAUAUGAGGUCGCACAACGGAUACUCGGUGACGACAUGUUUGUAGGCAACAGAGAUGUUGAGAAUGCCAGAGUAGUGAUGUUUCAUUCAUCAGUUGGCAGAUAUGACAAGACAAAGGAAAUUAUAUAUAAAAAUAUUUCAAAGCAACCAGAUGAAUCACCUCUCCGCGUUGUGAUUUCUACCAUUGCUCUGGGUAUGGGGGCAGACCUUAGACAUGUUACAACAGUUGUCCAUGCAGGACCACCACAAAACAUUGAAGCAUAUAUUCAGCAAAUUGGAAGGGCUGGCAGAAGUGGCAUUGAGGCAGAGGGUGUACUUUACUUUAACAAUUCUGACGUAGGUAACCCUUCUGUAAAGAAAACUAUGAAAGAAUACUGCAGAAAUUUGACAGAGUGCCGUAGGAAAGUUCUGAACAGAUACUUUGGCUGCGAGGAUGAAACUGUUUCACACAACUGUUGUGACAUUUGCCAGCCAGAAUUGCAGCUGGUUUGGAAAUUCAUUGAAGUUCCAACUAGUAUUCAGAAGGCUGCUAUUCGGGAAAAAUUACUAAACCAUUUAUCAGAAUCAAAUUGUGUGAUUGAUACUCAUGUCAUAGAGAAAAUUGUGAAUGAAGCCCAUUUGUUUAGACAACCUAAUUCUCUUGUAUCGGACUUUGGUCUGAAUGUGGAGCUUUCGGAACAAAUAGCCAACAUUUUGGCUUCAAGUCUCUCCAUAUAGCAAUAACUGUUCAUGUAUGAGGAUGACAUCUGGCGACCAGGCACACAAGAAAAAGGCUGCAUGGGAAGAAGCGAAUGAAUGAUCAACUGUUCAUCCUCUAUUGAAGAAGGUAUUUUAUGUCUGCUUGCUCUGAUCAAUGUGUCAGAAGUUACAUCAAAUUGGUUUGUUAUGACCUUCAUUCCUGACAAAGCUGAUGUACGUUUCGCCAUUGUUUUUUCAGUUUUGUUUGAAUGUACUGCUUUUAAAUUGUCUUUUACCAGUCUAACUAUGUGCUCCAUUUGUAAAUCGGCACCAAUGCAAGUGUCUUCUUUUCCAGAAUUAUUCACAAACAGACCGUAGAAUGUCUCAUGUGCCAAUUUCACAUCCAUAGUAGAGAGUUGUUGACAAAGAAAUUUCAAAAUUUCCAGAGCAUACUUAGACUUCCAAUUAUGU